Molecule: messenger RNA, 1317 nt
Organism: Saccoglossus kowalevskii
Lineage: Eukaryota; Metazoa; Hemichordata; Enteropneusta; Harrimaniidae
Product: phospholipid scramblase 2-like
Biological process (GO): plasma membrane phospholipid scrambling
Cellular component (GO): plasma membrane
Molecular function (GO): phospholipid scramblase activity
Source: RefSeq, a predicted model, not a curated record
UGUUUCAUGACCGCCGGAAGUGAUAGUGUAUUCACUUUUGAUAGUCUCUUACGUCUACACAUCCCUUUCCCAUCUACAACUGUGACGUUCUCAGUAUUUAGGCGAAGAUUCAGGUUGACAUCAGUACAUUUUAGUAGAAGUUUAAAUUUUUGUUUGGUACGUCAAACCUUUACAAUGUCUGAUCAGAAGUAUAAAGUUGAUGACACGCAGCCUGUCCAGCAACAGCCUAUACCCAUGCAGAAUGUACCCGGACAGCAACCACAAUACCCUGGCUAUGCUGGCCAGCCACAAGUCCAGUAUGCAGGGCCAGGACAACCACAGCAACCAUAUGCCCAACCACCAGGACAGCCACCAGCUCCUUAUGGCCAACCACCGAUGGUCCAGCCUGGAGCACCCGGAGUACCAGGAGCACCCGGAGCACCCAUUCAGUGGAUGCAGCAGCCCACUGGCACCGUUGGGUGUCCGCGUGGAUUGGAAUAUUUGACACAGAUUGAUCAAUUGUUAGUUCAUCAACAGAUGGAAGUGUUUGAAAUAUUGACUAACUGGGAGACUGCUAAUCGUUAUCAAGUGAAGAACUCUCUUGGCCAACAAGUUUACUUUGCUCAUGAAGAGUCGGAGACUUGUAUGCGACAAUGCUGCGGUAAUAAAAGAGCCUUCACUAUGCACAUCACUGAUAAUAUGUCACAGGAGGUGAUUAGAGUGAAGCGUGAAUUCAAAUGUUGCGCUGGGUGUAGCUGUUGUGCUUGCGUUGACUGUUGUUCAAUGGAGAUUUCAGUGGAAGCUCCUAUCGAUACAGUUGUAGGCUAUGUCAAACAAUCGUGCAGUGCUUGGGCUCCACGCUAUGAGAUUCUUGAUGCAAAUCGUGAACCAGUAUUCUGUAUUAAGGGACCUUGCUGCAUGUGCCAAGGCAUAUGCUGUACUUGGGAUCAGGAGUUUGUGGUACAUGAUAAAGAUGGUGAUAGUGAGGUUGGUAAAAUUAGCAAACAGUGGACAGGAUUUCUGAAAGAAAUGUACACACAGGCUGACAACUUUUCUGUUCAAUUCCCAAUGGAUUUAGAUGUAAAGCUGAAAGCCGUCUUUCUGGCAGCUGUAUUCCUGAUUGAUUUCAUGUACUUUGAAGACCCAAAGAAAAAGAAAGAUCACAAAGAUUAGCAUUUAAUGGAUAAUCAAUGCUCCUUAAACUGGCAUUUUUACUUAUUGUGCAUUCAAAGAUUAUUAAUUCAAAAAUAUGGCGCAUGCCUAAUUUCAAAAAAUCUAGCAUCAUUCGGUUUUAAGAAAGGACGGUUGUCAGCAAAUUCAAAUUAAAUAAGUCAUAAA